AUGUGUGAUAUUGGUUUGAUAGGGUUGGCUGUUAUGGGCCAGAAUUUAAGUUUGAAUAUUUCGAGCAAAGGUUUUAAAAUUGGUGUUUAUAAUAGGACAUAUGAAAGAACGGAGGAAACUCUGAAAAGAGCAAAAGAAGAGAAUUUAGUUGUUUAUGGUUACAAAACACUAGAGGAGUUGAUAAAUAAUUUGAAAAAGCCAAGGAAAGUUAUUUUAUUAAUAAAAGCAGGUCCAGCUGUAGAUGAAAAUAUUAGUAACAUAUUAAAAUAUUUUGAAAAAGGUGAUAUAAUAAUUGAUGGUGGGAAUGAAUGGUAUAUUAAUUCAGAAAGAAGAAUAAAAUUAUGUAAAGAAAAGGAUGUCGAAUAUUUGGCAAUGGGUGUAAGUGGAGGUGAAGCAGGUGCAAGAUAUGGUUGUUCAUUUAUGCCUGGUGGAUCUAAAUAUGCAUAUGAUUGUGUAAAAGAUAUAUUAGAAAAAUGUUCAGCUCAAGUUGGAGAUUCUCCUUGUGUUACUUAUAUAGGUCCAGGUUCUUCAGGUAAUUAUGUCAAAAUGGUACAUAAUGGAAUAGAAUAUGGAGAUAUGCAAUUAAUAUCAGAAAGUUAUGUUAUUAUGAAAGAUAUAUUAAAAUAUGAUAAUAAAAAAUUAUCAGAAGUUUUUAAUAAAUGGAAUGAAGGUAUAUUAAAUUCAUAUUUAAUUGAAAUUACUGCAAAUAUUCUUGCAAAAAAAGAUGAUUUAACAAAUAAUUAUUUAGUUGAUAUGAUAUUAGAUAUUGCUGGCGCAAAAGGAACAGGGAAAUGGACUAUGCUUGAAGCCACUGAAAGAGGUAUCCCAUGUCCAACUAUGUGUGCUGCUUUAGAUGCACGUAAUAUAAGUGUAUUUAAAGAAUUAAGAACUAAAGCAGAAUCAAAUUUUAAUAAAGAUAAUAUUGUUAUAGAUCAAAAUGAAGAUUUAAAUGAUUUUGAAAAUGAUCUAUUAAAUGCUCUAUAUUGUUGUAAAAUUAUUUCAUAUACUCAAGGACUUUUCCUUUUAAAACAAGUUUCUGAAGAAAUGGAUUGGAAAUUAAAUCUAGGUGAAAUUGCUAGAAUAUGGAGAGGUGGUUGUAUUAUUAGAGCUGUCUUCUUAGAUCGUAUAGCAAAUGCAUAUAAAAAUAAUCAAAAAUUAGAAUUAUUAUUCCUAGAUAAGGAAUUCUCAGAUGAUAUUAAAAAUAAAUUACCAUCCUUAAGAAAAAUUGUUCUUAUGGCUACAAAAUAUUCUAUACCAAUUCCAGCCUUCUCAGCUAGUUUGGCAUAUUUUCAAAUGGUAACAUCAAAAAAUUUACCUCUUAAUUUAGUACAAGCACAAAGGGAUUAUUUUGGAUCACAUACAUAUAGGAGAACAGAUCGUGAAGGUAAUUAUCACACCUUGUGGUGA
Plasmodium adleri (nom. inval.) is the source of this 1407-nucleotide messenger RNA. RefSeq names its product 6-phosphogluconate dehydrogenase, decarboxylating, putative. The record is from RefSeq and is a predicted model, not a curated record. Bases 1 to 1407 code for a protein of 468 amino acids. Gene Ontology annotation, molecular function: NADP binding; phosphogluconate dehydrogenase (decarboxylating) activity. The transcript has a single exon. Gene Ontology annotation, cellular component: cytosol. Lineage: Eukaryota; Apicomplexa; Aconoidasida; Haemosporida; Plasmodiidae. Gene Ontology annotation, biological process: pentose-phosphate shunt, oxidative branch; pentose-phosphate shunt.